AUGCCCAGCUCCACUGCGAUGGCAGUUGGCGCGCUCUCCAGUUCCCUCCUGGUCACCUGCUGCCUGAUGGUGGCUCUGUGCAGUCCGAGCAUCCCCCUGGAGAAGCUGGCCCAGGCGCCGGAGCAGCCUGGCCAAGAGAAGCGCGAGCACGCGUCUCGGGACGGGCCGGGGCGGGUGAGCGAGCUCGGGCGCCCCGCCAGGGACGAGGGCGGCAGCGGCCGGGACUGGAAGAGCAAGGGCGGCCGUGGGCUCGCCGGCAGGGAGGCGUGGAGCAAACAGAAGCAGGCCUGGGCUGCCCAGGGCGGGGGCGCCAAGGCCGGGGACCUGCAGGUGCGACCCCGCGGGGACAGCCCGCAGGCGGAGCCUGCGGCCGCCGCCGCCGCCGCCCAGGACGCAGCCGGCGCGGACCCAGCGCCCACUCCGGAGCCGCCGGAGGAGUACGCAUACCCGGACUACCGCGGCAAGGGCUGCGUAGACGAGAGCGGCUUCGUCUACGCGAUUGGGGAGAAGUUCGCGCCGGGCCCGUCGGCCUGCCCGUGCCUGUGCACCGAGGAGGGGCCGCUGUGCGCGCAGCCCGAAUGUCCCCGGCUGCACCCGCGCUGCAUCCACGUCGACACGAGCCAGUGCUGCCCGCAGUGCAAGGAGAGAAAGAACUACUGCGAAUUCCGGGGCAAGACCUACCAGACUCUGGAGGAGUUCGUGGUGUCUCCGUGCGAGAGGUGCCGCUGCGAAGCCAACGGCGAGGUGCUGUGUACCGUGUCUGCCUGUCCCCAGACGGAGUGUGUGGACCCCGUGUACGAGCCCGACCAGUGCUGCCCCAUCUGCAAAAAUGGUCCAAACUGCUUUGCAGAAACUGCCGUCAUCCCAGCUGGAAGAGAAGUGAAGACUGACGAGUGCACAAUAUGUCACUGUACUUACGAGGAGGGCACGUGGAGGAUUGAACGACAAGCCAUGUGCACAAGGCAUGAAUGCAAGCAAAUGUAGAGAAUGUACAAUACAAGAACUCUGACAUUUUUAUAGAACAUUUUACUGAUAUGAACAUUCUAGAUUACUCUGGGAAAUAUAAAUCAAAAGAAGACUUUUGAUGAUGAAUGAUGGAAAACUGUUCGUACUUUUGCUUUUCUGGGUAACAAUUCCUGCAAGAGGAGGAAAUCAAAAUAUUUCAAAACAUCAGCAAGAACUUUGGGCAUAAAAUCCCUCUUUAAGAUAAAUGUGCUAUUUUCACAGUAAGUACACUAAAGUACACUAUUAUAUAAUAAAUGUAUUUCUAUAAUCCCUCUACUAGAGAGCUUAUAUCAGUGUUUUCUAUAGAUACAGAUUAAAACUACUGUGUU
This is a messenger RNA of Choloepus didactylus (southern two-toed sloth), 1334 nucleotides long. It is a transcript of the gene VWC2, whose product is annotated as von Willebrand factor C domain containing 2. The transcript has 3 exons. Gene Ontology annotation, molecular function: protein binding. Gene Ontology annotation, cellular component: AMPA glutamate receptor complex. The record is from RefSeq and is a predicted model, not a curated record. NCBI's taxonomy places the organism in Eukaryota, Metazoa, Chordata, Mammalia, Pilosa, Megalonychidae. Bases 1 to 984 code for a protein of 327 amino acids. Gene Ontology annotation, biological process: negative regulation of BMP signaling pathway.